Molecule: messenger RNA, 450 nt
Organism: Saxophila tyrrhenica
Lineage: Eukaryota; Fungi; Ascomycota; Dothideomycetes; Mycosphaerellales; Extremaceae
Gene: RPL28
Product: 60S ribosomal protein L28
Exons: 3
Coding region: 1-450 (149 amino acids)
Biological process (GO): translation
Cellular component (GO): ribosome; cytosolic large ribosomal subunit
Molecular function (GO): structural constituent of ribosome
Source: RefSeq, a predicted model, not a curated record
AUGCCUACCAGGAAGACUCAGACGCGGAAACACCGCGGCCACGUCUCGGCCGGCCAUGGUCGUGUGGGCAAGCACAGGAAGCACCCCGGUGGUCGCGGUAUGGCUGGUGGCCAGCACCACCACCGUACCAACCUCGACAAGUACCAUCCUGGUUACUUCGGAAAGGUCGGCAUGCGAUACUUCCACAAGCUGCAAAACCAGUUCUGGAAGCCCGUCAUCAACCUCGACAAGCUCUGGUCUCUCGUCCCCCUCGAGCAGCGCGAAAAGUACCUCUCCGGCGGCAAGAAGGACACCGCGCCCGUCCUGGACCUCCUCCCUCUCGGCUACAGCAAAGUCCUCGGCAAGGGUCGCAUCCCAGAGAUCCCGCUCAUCGUGCGCGCGAGAUACUUCAGCAAAGACGCAGAGCGCAAGAUCAAGGAGUCUGGUGGAAUCGUGCAGCUCGUCGCGUAG